Molecule: messenger RNA, 837 nt
Organism: Dreissena polymorpha
Lineage: Eukaryota; Metazoa; Mollusca; Bivalvia; Myida; Dreissenidae
Exons: 4
Coding region: 94-837 (247 amino acids)
Source: RefSeq, a predicted model, not a curated record
GUGACCCUUUUGUAAAAUAAAUUUGUUGUCAUAAACAAUAUCGAACACACGUGAAUUAACAAUUAAAUGUCAAUAACUUCACUGGUUUAAACAAUGAGUACGCAAAAAGGAAACACGAAAAAAACUGGCCCACCCAAAUACCAAAAUCGACAUGGUUUCAAAAAUGUUUAUCAUGACACUAGCAAGCAGACACAGAAGAUCGUAAAUACCGAAGUGGCUGGGGUUUGUAAAAGAUGCAAAGAUGUCAUUGACUGGAAAAUAAAGUAUAAGAAGUACAAGCCGUUGUCACAAGCCAAAACGUGUGCAACAUGCAGACAGAAGACAGUUAAGAAGGCCUACCUGGUGUAUUGUCAGUCAUGUAGCGCUGUGUCUGGCAAGUGUGCAAAAUGUGGUGAGAGUACAGAUAUAGUUCAAAAACCUAGCAAGUCACCUGCAGAGGCUGCUUCUGAUGACAGAGAUUUGCAGUUUGAACUUGAACAACUGCCAGAAAGAAAACGCAGAACAUUCCUUAGAAACCAGGAAAAAGGCUUGCUAUCUGAUACAGAUGCCUUUGCAAGCAGCAAAGAUGAGAGUGAUAACAAUGAGGAUUCAGACAGCAACGAGGAUUCAGACAACAGUGAGGACUUAGACAACAGUGAGGAUUCAGGUUGUGGUGAAACUAGCAUCAAAUCUGGGGGUCUUUCCGACAGAGUGGAACAGCGAGUGAUGGAGACUAAUAGAGAUUUGGAUGCUGGUACAUGUCAGUCUGAUUCACUUGACAUGCACUUGAAGGUUGACAUAUCUGAGACCAAUAAUGAUAUGCGGAAAAUGAACAUUUUAGAACCUGGACAGUGUUAA